GAAAUAGCGAUUACAAAACUGUUUCUGUCUUUAUUAGUGAGGUAGCAACAACCCGAACUCACGGUUUAAUCCAGUCGUUCAAGAGCAGCGCGGCCUCUUUAAAACCAACGAGAGGGGGGUCUUUAUUUGGCAGGAAGUUAGCCGCAGCUAACAGGAAGCCGAAUAAUGAGGACACUUUGAGGUGCAGGAAUUGGCAGAGAGCAGCGAGUCCAAACAUUGCCCCUCAAACUCGUUACAACUCCCCCGAUAAAGGAGGAACAAGCAGUCAGCCACCUGUGUAUGAAGACACGUCAGAGGCAGCUAUGUCUUCAGCGGUGGAUCUCAAGACCAAGGAGGAGAAGGAUGCAGAGUUAGACAGACGAAUCGAAGCUCUGCGGAAGAAGAAUGAAGCUCUCGUCAAGAGGUACCAGGAAAUUGAGGAAGACAAAAAGAAAGCAGAGCAGGAGGGCAUUGCUGUGACAACACCUCGGAAGCCCCGUCCCCAUGAGCCAGAGACGGACAGGAGGAAGACAGAGAAAGAAAACUUCACUGUCACAGUCGACCUCUCUAAACCAACAGGGAGCGACGUCCACAGAGGCCAGAGCGACGGCCACAGAGGCCAGAGCGACGGCCACAGAGGCCAGAGCGACGGCCACAGAGGCCAGAGCGACGGCCACAGCCCCCCCAGGAGGACGGGGUCGGGACGAGUAGGUCGGGGAGGACAGAGAGGAGGAGGAGGCCGCCAAGAGAGGAGAGACCGGGAACCAAGGACACCCAAAGAUGGAGAGCCUGGGGAGUCGGGAGGACAGGGACGUAGAGGAGGGAGGAGAGGAAGAGGGGGAGAAGGAGGAGGAGGAGGAGGGACACCAGGUGGCAUGGACAGGAAAUCCAAGGAGUGGGAGGAGAAGAGACGACAGAACAUUGAGAAGAUGAAUGAAGAAAUGGAGAGAAUAGCAGAGUAUGAGAGAGGACAGCGGCUGGACGGUGACAAGCCAAUCCGUAACUUCCUGGAUGAUCCGAGACGUUCAGGCCCAGCACCUGACAUAGACCGCAAGGAGGGCAGCAGGAGACAUGUACGAAACUGGGGGGGGCUGGACUUUGACAACGUAAAGACAGGAGCUGAACUGGAGAAAGAGUGGACUAGUCGAAGGCCCGGUCCGAAAGGCUCGGUGGACAUGACCAUGUCCAUGACCGGCCGGGAGAGAGCAGAGUACCUGCGCUGGAAGAAGGAGCGUGAGCAGAUUGACGAGGAGAGACUAGCACGCCAUCGCAACGCCACAGGCCAGUGGAGACGAGAGUGGGACGCACAGAAGACUGAGAACAUGUUCAAGGAGGACCCAUAUGUGGCUGCAGAGGGCAUCACAUCUGAGCAGGGCAGCAGGAGAGAUGACACUAAGCGGCCGCCUAAAGCUCCCACAUUUGGCGACUUCCUGUCCCAGGGCAGGACCCAGGGGCCCCGAGGGGACCGGAGCAGAGGGAAGGGCCGAGGACAGAAACCGAGCUACAGCAUGCAUGACAACCGCUGGGAAGGAGAGAAAGAAGAAGAGGAGGAGAAGGAAAAGGAGGACAAGACAAAGAGAGAGGAGAAGACAAAAAAGAAGGAGAAGGAGAACGAGGACGAAAAACCCAAACCUCCCGCAGCAGAGAAGGCGGAGGAGAAGAAUGGAGAUGGAGAGGAUGAUGACGACGAAUGGGAGGAUGCCAGUGAUGGAGAGGACGACGAGGAAGCAGUGGAGGAAGGGAUCAACUCAGAACAUAGCUCCAGGGCCGAUGAGAAGAAAGACGCUGGGAAAGACAAGCCUGCCAAGAGCAAAGAAGACUCCCCUACAUCUCCCACGCCUCGUUCUCGACCAACAUCAGCAGAAAGCCCCAGGGAGCAGCGGACUCCCAGGCCGAAGGUCCACAUCCCCCCCCCAGCAGCAGCUCACGAGUCACCAGAGGGAGGCAAGCCACUCAGCCCCUUCUCCCCACUGGAUGGCCACCAGCCUGUGUCAGACUGGGGGGAGGAGAUGGAGAUGCUGUCACCCCGGAGCAGCAUGGGAGGAGAGAGUCCCCUGAAACCCCCCAGCGCUGAGGCCAGUCCCCCCCAGAGGAAGGAGCAGGUCCAGGAGCAGGUCCAGGAGCAGGUCCCGGAGCAGGUCCCGGAGCAGGUCCAGGACACAGAGAGCCAAGCUGCCAUCUCCAGUGAACCUGCUGAGCCACAAAAGGAGGAAGAUGCAGCCAUAGCAGUUUCCUCUCCAGAAAAGGCUAAAACCCAGCAGACUCUGAUAGUGUCAGAACCAGAGUCCGUCCCCACAGACUCCCCCGCUGCACCACCAUCUAACGCCAGCCCCUCUGAUGUUUCUGUCCCAGCCCCCUCUGAGGUCAGUGAGGCUGCUGUGACGAUGGACCGGGAUACACCUGUUGAGCCAUUGCAAGCAGACAAACUGGACACUGCCCCCUCUCCCGCCGUCCUGGAGGCUAACCAGAGCUCCUCCGAACCAGCGGGAGGGAAGGAAGACGACACAGCGCCCGCUGGGAUCAACGCUGCUCCAACAGCAGACACAGUGGAGUCCUCAGAGCAGACCUCCUCAGGUGCGGUCAUAAUCACUGACUUUGAGACAGUGGCGUACUCUAAAAAGUCCCCUUCACAUCUCUAA
Messenger RNA from Xiphias gladius (swordfish), 2618 nucleotides. It is a transcript of the gene ccdc9, whose product is annotated as coiled-coil domain containing 9. The transcript is spliced from 15 exons. Bases 303 to 2618 code for a protein of 771 amino acids. The record is from RefSeq and is a predicted model, not a curated record. Lineage: Eukaryota; Metazoa; Chordata; Actinopteri; Istiophoriformes; Xiphiidae.